AUGGAAGCCUCAUCUUCUGGAUCUACGAUUUCAUCAGUCACUGGUGGAAAAGCAAAAACCCAUCAGCCAGAAGGAAGAGAGGAUUUGCAGGUUAACCAGCUGGAAACGCAAAUAUGGAUAAAACCAGACAUACAGAAGACAGAUGUGGACUUUUCAGAAAUUCUUAAUGCAAUACAAGAAAUAGCUAAGGAUGUCAACAUUUUUUUUGAUGAGUUAGAAGGUGUGAACAGCCCUUCCAAAGAUGAUGAUUCCCUGCUUCACCAUGGUAACUUGACCAGUACUUCUGAUGAUGCCAGCAGGCUGGAAGUUGUGGGAGAGGAAGUACCUGAUAAGAACAAAACCAAUGGACUAUAUUUUAGAGAUGGGAAAUGUCGGAUUGACUACAUCCUUGUGUAUAGAAAAUCUAAUCCACAGACAGAGAAGAGGGAAGUAUUUGAGAGAAAUAUCAGAGCAGAAGGACUUCAAAUGGAAAAAGAAUCAUCCCUAACAAACAGUGACAUCAUGUUUGUGAAACUGCAUGCCCCUUGGGAGGUCCUGGGCAAAUAUGCUGAACUAAUGAAUGUAAGAAUGCCUUUCAGGCCCUUUAACCCCUUCAAUGCUGGAGCCCCCUGCAUACUUGUGCGCUGCUGUUUUUUAAAUGGACAUUUCAUUGAAAUCAAUGGGAGGUCAAGAAGAUCCAGGAGAAAAAUCUAUUACCUGCAUCGCCGAUACAAGUUCAUGAAUAGGAUCGAGAAACAGAUAAGCAGGUUCCGCGGAUGGUUGCCCAGAAAGCCAAUGAAACUGGACAAGGAAACACUGCCAGAUCUGGAGGAGAAUGACUGCUAUACUGCUCCAUUCAGCCAACAAAGGAUCCACCACUUCAUAAUACACAACAAAGAUACUUUCUUCAAUAAUGCUACAAGAAGUAGAAUUGUACACCAUAUCUUACAAAGAGUGAAAUAUGAAGAAGGGAAAAACAAAAUUGGUCUGAAUCGAUUGCUCAGUAAUGGCUCCUAUGAAGCUGCAUUUCCUCUUCAUGAGGGAAGUUACAGAAGUAAGAAUUCAAUAAAAACCCAUGGAGCAGAAAACCACAGACACCUGCUCUAUGAGUGCUGGGCUUCCUGGGGUGUGUGGUAUAAAUACCAGCCACUGGAUCUUGUAAGACGGUAUUUUGGUGAGAAAAUUGGGCUGUACUUUGCCUGGUUAGGCUGGUACACAGGGAUGCUCUUCCCAGCUGCCUUCAUUGGAUUGUUUGUCUUUUUGUAUGGAGUCACCACUUUGAACCACUGCCAAGUCAGUAAAGAAGUCUGCCAAGCUACAGAUAUCAUAAUGUGUCCCAUAUGUGACAAAUACUGCCCCUUCAUGAGGUUGUCAGACAGCUGCAUUUAUGCCAAGGUAACCCACCUUUUUGACAAUGGAGCUACUGUCUUUUUUGCUGUUUUCAUGGCAGUGUGGGCCACUGUUUUUCUGGAGUUUUGGAAAAGAAGGCGAGCAGUAAUUGCUUAUGACUGGGACUUGAUAGACUGGGAAGAAGAAGAGGAGGAAAUACGUCCGCAGUUUGAAGCCAAAUACUCCAAGAAAGAACGAAUGAACCCCAUAUCUGGGAAGCCAGAGCCUUAUCAAGCAUUUGCAGAUAAAUGCAGCAGACUCAUCGUUUCUGCAUCUGGAAUAUUUUUUAUGAUCUGUGUGGUGAUUGCUGCUGUUUUUGGCAUUGUUAUUUACCGUGUUGUGACUGUCAGCACUUUUGCUGCCUUUAAGUGGGCUUUAAUCAGGAAUAACUCUCAGGUUGCAACUACAGGGACUGCAGUGUGCAUCAACUUUUGCAUCAUCAUGCUACUGAAUGUGCUGUAUGAAAAAGUUGCUCUUUUCCUGACAAAUUUAGAGCAGCCUCGUACGGAAUCGGAGUGGGAGAACAGCUUCACUCUGAAAAUGUUUCUUUUUCAGUUUGUCAAUCUGAACAGCUCUACCUUUUAUAUAGCAUUCUUCCUUGGAAGAUUUACAGGACACCCUGGUGCCUACUUAAGGCUGAUAAACCGAUGGAGGCUGGAAGAGUGCCACCCUAGUGGAUGCCUUAUUGAUCUCUGUAUGCAAAUGGGUAUUAUAAUGGUGUUAAAGCAGACAUGGAAUAAUUUCAUGGAAUUGGGAUACCCGCUAAUUCAAAACUGGUGGACCAGGAGAAAACUACGGCAAGAAUACGGCACACAGGGAAAAACAAGCUUCCCACAGUGGGAAAAGGACUACAAUCUGCAGCCCAUGAAUGCUUAUGGACUCUUUGAUGAAUACCUAGAAAUGAUUCUUCAGUUUGGGUUCACAACCAUUUUUGUGGCAGCUUUUCCACUGGCACCACUUCUGGCCUUACUAAACAAUAUUAUUGAAAUUCGGCUUGAUGCUUACAAAUUUGUUACUCAGUGGAGAAGACCUUUAGCUUCAAGAGCCAAAGAUAUAGGCAUCUGGUAUGGGAUCCUGGAAGGCAUUGGAAUUCUUUCAGUUAUCACAAAUGCAUUUGUUAUAGCAGUGACAUCAGAUUUCAUCCCUCGCCUUGUUUAUGCUUACAAAUAUGGACCUUGUGCUGGCCAAGGAGAAGCAGGACAAAAGUGUAUGGUUGGCUACGUUAAUGCCAGUUUAUCAGUAUUUCUGGUGUCUGACUUUGAAAACCGUUCAGAGCCAACAUCAAAUGGAAGUGAAUUCUCUGGGUCACCAUUAAAAUAUUGCAGGUACAGGGACUACCGAGACCCUCCGCACUCCCCAGUGCCCUACGGUUACACGCUGCAGUUCUGGCACGUCUUAGCAGCACGCUUGGCCUUCAUUAUUGUGUUUGAGCACCUUGUCUUUUGCAUAAAGCAUCUGAUCUCCUACUUAAUUCCAGAUCUUCCAAAAGAUCUGAGAGAUCGAAUGAGGAGAGAAAAGUACCUGAUUCAGGAAAUGAUGUAUGAAGCUGAGCUAGAACGUCUGCAAAAAGAGCGGAAGGAAAGGAAAAAGAAUGGAAAAUCUUAUCACAAUGAGUGGCCAUGACAGGAUGAGGAAGAAACUGCUUAAAAGAAGACCAUUUGCUUAAAAGAAGAUAAGAACUCUUGUUUAUAAUAACAAUCCUGGUUUUCUACAGCAGAGAGUGCAUUGAAAAGAAUAGUCAGUGAUGUUGUGUGCAUUUAGCACGUGUGCCCCUCUUCAACAGGGUGGAUUUUGUUGUAAGCCUUUUGAAAUUAGAGGUGUUUCCAAGGCUUAGUCUUCUCUAGAGCUGAUGUCAACAUGAGCACAUC
Vidua macroura (Pin-tailed whydah) is the source of this 3236-nucleotide messenger RNA. RefSeq names its product anoctamin 4 (gene ANO4). Gene Ontology annotation, molecular function: protein dimerization activity; chloride channel activity. Gene Ontology annotation, biological process: chloride transmembrane transport. The transcript has 27 exons. Lineage: Eukaryota; Metazoa; Chordata; Aves; Passeriformes; Viduidae. Bases 1 to 2991 code for a protein of 996 amino acids. The record is from RefSeq and is a predicted model, not a curated record. Gene Ontology annotation, cellular component: plasma membrane.